Molecule: messenger RNA, 1504 nt
Organism: Cavia porcellus (domestic guinea pig)
Lineage: Eukaryota; Metazoa; Chordata; Mammalia; Rodentia; Caviidae
Gene: Pdx1
Product: pancreatic and duodenal homeobox 1
Exons: 2
Coding region: 200-1060 (286 amino acids)
Biological process (GO): regulation of transcription by RNA polymerase II; type B pancreatic cell differentiation
Cellular component (GO): nucleus
Molecular function (GO): RNA polymerase II cis-regulatory region sequence-specific DNA binding; DNA-binding transcription factor activity, RNA polymerase II-specific
Source: RefSeq, a predicted model, not a curated record
GGCUGAGCCACGUGGGGCGAGCCGGAGCCUAUGGCGCAGCGGCCGGCUGGCCUGUCCCCGCUGGCCACAGGUUCCCUGAGAACAGUGCGGAGCUGUCAAAGGGAGCAGGGGCUCCGGGGAGUGGGAGCGCAGCUCAGCGCCAAGUCCCUGACUGCAGCUCGCUGCUCCUGGCUCCUGGUCCCCGACUGGGGUUGCGACCAUGAAUGGCGAGGAGCAGUAUUACGCAGCCACGCAGCUUUACAAGGACCCGUGUGCGUUCCAGAGGGGCUCGGUGCCAGACUUCAAUGCCAGCCCCCCCGCGUGUUUGUAUAUGGGCCGCCAACCGCCGCCACCGCCGCCCCCGUUCCCUGGCACCCUGGCAGCGCUGGAGCAGGGGAGUCCCACGGACAUCUCCCCGUAUGAGGUGCCCACCCUCCCCGACGAACCUGCCGGGGCGCACCUACACCACCACCUCCCUGCUCCGCUGGGGCUCUCCCACCCGCCUGCCGGGCCCUUCACGGAUGGAACGGAACUAGGGGGCCUGGAAGAGCCCACCCGCAUUCAACUACCAUUCCCAUGGAUGAAGUCCACCAAAGCGCACGCGUGGAAAGGCCAGUGGGCAGGCAGCGCCUACGCGGCCGAGCCCGAGGAGAGCAAGCGCACGCGCACCGCCUACACGCGCGCGCAGCUGCUGGAGCUGGAGAAGGAGUUCCUGUUCAACAAGUACAUCUCGCGGCCGCGCCGCGUGGAGCUGGCGGUGAUGCUGAACCUGACCGAGAGGCACAUCAAGAUCUGGUUCCAGAAUCGCCGCAUGAAGUGGAAGAAGGAGGAGGACAAAAAGCGCGGAGGUGGCAGCGGUGGCCUCGCGACGACCGCGGGUGGCGGAGGCGCGGAGCCCGAGCAGGACUGCGCUGUGACCUCGGGGGAAGAGCUGCUGGCGCUGCCCCCGCCGCCGCCCCCCGGGGGUGCAGUGCCUCCCGCCGUGCCAGCUGCAGCCCGGGAGGGCCGCCUGCCUCCCGGCCUCAGCGCGUCGCCUCAGCCCUCCAGCGUUGCACCCCGGCGCCCGCAGGAACCUCGGUGAGAGGUGGGGGCCCGCUCCCUGCCGGGCGGGGCGACUUGAGCCACUCGCAGAGCGGGGAGCAGGCCUGGGACCCUGGAUUUGAACAUGGGACCUGGCAGUUGGGUGGGUUGGGAUCUGUGGACCCCGCCCCAAAUGGCAGGGGAGAACCCGUUCUUCGGAGCACAGGUGCCAACUGGGGCGCGUUGGAAGAGAUGCUGGCAGACCUCCCAGAAGAAGAGGCGUUGAUUUCUGGCAUCUGGGGUUCUCUUCCUGGGGUGCAGCCUGAGCCCCUCCGGGCCUCCAGCCCUCCAUAAGGAGACUCAUUUACCCAACGCGGGAAGUGUAUGAAUUGCAGCACCCCAGCACCCCUUAUGACAGCCCGCCGGCCGGAGUGCUUCAGCCCAGAAGCUGAACACUUAUUUACCCUUAUCAAUAAUUAAAAGAAAGCAUUUAUGGCUUCAAAGA